AAAAAUAUCUCAGAUUUUUGUCCGCUUUGAAACAAAUCCGGCUCGAUGAAGACCAAAAAGGAAGUCCAGGACAUGCAGGGAGUCACGGUGAAUCGUUUUGCUGAAGAGGCUCCCGGCUCUGGGAGGUCUAAGAAUGGAUAUGUUUUCCAAGAGAUGGAGCUGCAGAAUGGGGAGCAGGAGGAUUCGCCUGCCACCAACAAGGAGAACAUCUAUGACAACGAGAACCCGAUCAGCGUUUCAGAUGCCGAAGGACCUGGAUGUGGGCUUUUAAACACAACGAGAAAAUAUGUGAAGCCCAUGAACUUCCAGGAGGAGGUGCGCGCCCACAGAGAUCUGGAUGGCUUCUUGGCUCAGGCGAGCAUCCUUUUGGACGAGAAAGCUGCCACUCUGGACGAGGUUCUGAGGCGAAUGAUAACUCAUGUCGUGGAAGAUGGCCACGGGAGCUGCAAUGUGGAGGAGCUCAUGAACUCUCUGUUCACAGAUGCAGGAGGGAAAGACAUUGAUGUUCACCUUCUGUCAGAAACCAUCCAGGGUGUGACAGCUACGUCUACAGGCAUUCAUUACCAGCAAUCCUGGCUUUGUAUUCUCUCCAGUGUGAGGAGCCUGCAGAGGCGUCAUGUAUGCAUCACCCGCCUGGAGAGGCCGCAAAACUGGGGGGUCAACUGCUGCGAGGCUCGCUACGUCAUCCUCAUCCUCGCUCCGCCCAGAACGAAAAGCACCAAGACGCCCAUUGAACUGGGUAGAACGUUUGCUACGAUGUUCUCCGACAUUUCCUUCAGACAGAAGCUUCUGGAGACCAGGACCCAGGAGGAGUUCAAACAGGAGCUGGUCUACCAGCGACAACAACUGUCCAUAAUCAACGAGAAAGCAGUCGUAGAGGAAGCGGAGGACUCAGAUCCACGUAAAGGAAAAACACUCAAGUGUACAGACUUCUUCAAAGCUGGUAAAGGUGUUUAUGAUGACCUCCGUCGCAGACUGCCUCUGUACCCCUCAGAUUUCACAGAUGGAAUAACUGGGAAGGACCGCUGUCUGCUGAAAUACACCACCACUGCUAUUUUCCUCUACAUUGCCAUUCUACUGCCUGCUAUUGCCUUCGGCUCACUGAAUGAUGAAAGCACAAGAGGAGAAAUAGAUGUCCAGAAGACUAUUGUUGGCCAGAGCAUUGGAGGAGUGAUCUACUCAAUGUUUGCUGGUUCACCACUUGUCAUUCCACUGACCACUGCACCGCUGGCAAUCUUCAUAAGCGUUAUCAGGGGUAUCUGUGAUGACUACGACCUCGACUUUGAUGCUUUCUACGCCUGCAUUGGUUUAUGGAACAGUUUGUUCCUCAUCCUCGGAGGCUUAUUCAAUGUCAGCCUGCUGAUGAAACUCUUCAAACGUUCAACAGAAGAAGUCAUUGCAUUGUUCAUCUCCAUAGCAUUUGUCGGGGACGCGGUGAAAGGCACUGUCAAAAUUUUUCAGCACUACUACCAGGGGCCCAUACUGGCGACCACAAACAGCACGGUGGUGCUUCAGCAGAUUAAUGAGAUUCUAGAGAUGGCAAACAACCAGACACAAAACAUGCCCGAGCAUCAUAAUGAGACUGUGUCGCUGUCGGGACAGGCUGAAGGGCAUGCGUCAGUCUUCCUGCCUGAGUCUUUGGUGAAAUGCACAAGAGAAAUGCCCAUCCUCUGUCUGCUGCUCAUGUUGGGCACUCUGUGGCUGGGCUACACCCUCUACCUCAUCAAGAGGAGCCCGUAUCUGAAUGACAAAAUCAGAGAGGUAGUGUCUGACUGUGCUUUGCCUAUCUCUGUGGUGAUAUUCUCCUUCAUUGGCUCCUACCUUUUCCUUGACAUACAGCUUCCUGUAUUCAGUGUCCAUGAUGGUCCGAUCUUCAGGUACCCUCCUUUUGAAAAGCUGUCAGGAAUGAAUGCACUGAGUGCAGUUGGGCUCGGUUUUCUCCUUGCCUUGCUCAUCUUUAUCGACCAGAACAUCGUCAUCUCACUCACACACGUACCAGAACACAAGUUGCUAAAAGGCACAACGUUCCACUGGGACUUAGUGCUGACUGGGUUCAUCAACAUCCUCAUGUCCUGUCUGGGGUUGCCAUGGAUGCACGCUGCCUUCCCACAUUCCUCUCUGCACGCCCGUCAGCUCGCCAAAGUAGAACAGCACGUAGAGAACGGACACCUCUACACAACCAUCAUCAGUGUGAAAGAGACUCGUCUGACCUCAUUGGUGGCCAACAUCCUGAUCGGUCUGUCUGCGUUCAUGCUGCCAAUUCCUCUGCAGUGGAUCCCCAAGCCCGUCCUCUACGGCCUCUUUCUCUACAUUGCUGCCACUUCACUUGAUGGGAAUCAGAUGGUGGACCGCAUGGCCCUGCUGCUAAAGGAACAGACCUCCUAUCCUCCCACCCAUUACAUCCGCCGUGUGCCUCAGAGGAAGGUCCACUACUUCACGGCGCUGCAGAUGAUCCAACUGAUCAUUUUGUGUGCGUUCGGCAUGUAUCCGCUGCCCUACAUGAAGAUGGUCUUCCCUCUUCUCAUGAUCCUGCUGGUCCCUAUCAGGACCAGCAUGCUUCCUAGAAUGAUCGACGCAAAAUAUCUGGACAUCAUGGACGCCCAGCACAUGUAGAACAACAGAGCAACUGUAUGAAAAGAUUCACUUCCACCUGGUGGACUCAGAACUUAACGAUUCUGUAAAUAGCUGAAAGAAACGCAUUUGGACUGCAAGAUUUCAGUUCAAGCACUUGCUGGUGACUGGAUCAACAUUAACAGCCUCAUUUGCUUUGAUUUUUCAAUACAAAUUCACCAUAAAUGUAGUAGACUUUAAUAUGUAACAUUCCAACAUCUUUAUUGUAUGUAACUUUAUUGUAAUGUAGGUUUUUGCUUGCAGACAAGUCUGUUUUGAGCUGGACAGGUGCACCAGCUGAUAUCAGAGACUUCUUUUGUAAUAUUUUAAAAGCUGUUUAUCCUUUCAUUUCAUUUCAACAUUGUGAUGUUUUAAAGAGAACUGCUCAAGUUUAAAGCCUGACGUUCAUAAGUUAAUUCAGGAUGUGGCAACUUCAGCGUGAGUAAUUUUACAACAGUAGAAAAUUCAGUGUGAAAAUGUAUUUCUCAGUACUGAGGGACAUGUCAUCUCACAUUAGUGACAUUUUAGCGAACACGCUGCACAAUACAUGUUCUAGCUGUUUAGAUGUGAAAAUCUGCUAUUUUCAUUAUAAGGAGACACAUAGCCUGUAUGCUAUUUACUGUUAUUAUAAAAGGUAACUUGUGUGUAAUGUUGGGGUUAAAUCAAACUAUUGUGAAGCAAAUAAAGCCCUUUGAAGGAA
Acanthochromis polyacanthus (spiny chromis) is the source of this 3310-nucleotide messenger RNA. Its product is annotated as solute carrier family 4 member 11-like. Lineage: Eukaryota; Metazoa; Chordata; Actinopteri; Pomacentridae. The transcript is spliced from 20 exons. Gene Ontology annotation, biological process: transmembrane transport; monoatomic ion homeostasis; monoatomic anion transport. The record is from RefSeq and is a predicted model, not a curated record. Gene Ontology annotation, molecular function: solute:inorganic anion antiporter activity. Bases 46 to 2613 code for a protein of 855 amino acids. Gene Ontology annotation, cellular component: plasma membrane; basolateral plasma membrane.